Molecule: messenger RNA, 1037 nt
Organism: Corticium candelabrum
Lineage: Eukaryota; Metazoa; Porifera; Homoscleromorpha; Homosclerophorida; Plakinidae
Product: fibrinogen C domain-containing protein 1-like
Exons: 1
Coding region: 166-957 (263 amino acids)
Source: RefSeq, a predicted model, not a curated record
CUUCCUCUCACUGUACAGUACUAGCUGUGUCUGAUUUCUAAGAUAGAAAACCGCACAUUACGCAGAAGAGUGCAUCAAUAGACUGUGAAGGCAACACCUUCUGCCUAAUAUAAGCUAGCUUUUCAGCCAUCGUCAGCAAUAUUAGCAAGAAGCUGUACAUGCAAUAUGGCUAAUUCUCUAAUGACUGUUUGGUUGCUUUGUCUUAUAGCGUUCGGGUAUUGUCUGCCAGUACGAGAAGAUGACGCCCAAAGUCGUAAUGAUGCCCACCACCUUGAACGUAAUGAACGUUCUGCUGGAAGUAUCUUCAUUUCCUCAUGUCCAACAACUCCAAAAGAAAUUCCACGCAAUUGUCAACAUGCCUUACAGCUUGGUAACUCUAACAGCGGUGUGUAUGAGAUUGAUCCACGUGACGGUCUCGGUCCAUUCAACGUCUAUUGUGAUAUGGAAACAAGCGGUGGAGGAUGGACUGUAUUCCAAAGAAGAAAGGAUGGCUCAGAAGAUUUCUAUCGCACUUGGACAGAAUAUCAACAAGGUUUUGGAGAGCUGUAUGGUGAAUUCUGGCUUGGUCUUGAAGCAAUCCACAGACUGACGGUCGGUGUCACUCUGAGAAUUGAUCUGAUGGCACCAGAUAACAGCAAAGCGUACGCUGAAUAUGAAGACUUUACUAUUGGAAAUGCGAAGGCUAAGUAUGUUAUGUACAUUGGACGAUACAGUGGAACCGCAGGUGACAGGCUGAGUGCUCACAAAGGAAUGAAAUUCACUACCAAAGAUCAAGAUAAUGACACUCAUGGGCAAAAUUGUGCCACACUAUUCACAGGAGCUUGGUGGUAUGCAGGUUGCCAUCAAAGCAACUUAAAUGGCGACUACCGCUAUGGCAGCUCUGGAGACAAGCUAGUGGUCUGGCCAUCGUUCAAGGGCAAAACAUCUUUGCAGAAAGUAGAAAUGAAACUGAAGUGAUUCAAAAACAAUUAAUAGGACAGCUCAUAAACAUUUUGCUAGCAUGUCUAUAGAGUUGUCAAAUACAAUACAAUGCAGUA